AUGUCAAGUUUAGAGAGCGAUACAACGGUUAUAGAAAAUUUCAUUCAAGGUAAACUAUGGGCUGAAAAACGUUCUAAAUAUUCUGAUAAUGAUAUUGUCAUCCCUUAUUUUUUAGCCGGUGAUGAUGUAGAAGUUAAUUACCCUCUAAGUUCUCAUUCAAGCAAAGUUAUGCCUAUUUACGCGUCAUUUCCAUGCUUACCGCCUGAGUGUAGGUCUCAACUGACAAACAUUUUACUAGUUCUUAUUUACAAUUCAUGGAUACGUGAUAACAAUAAAAAAAACCGCACUUACGAUAUUAACCGACCGCUUAUACAAGGAAUCAAAUAUUUGGAAAAAAACGGCAUUGAAAUAAGUACAUCUACGGGUAAAAAAAAAGUUUAUUUCGUUUUGGGUCUUAUACAGGGAGAUAAUCUAGGGUUGCAUGGAUUGUUAGGAUUUACAGAAUCGUUUGUAGCUACACACUAUUGUAGGUUCUGUAAGAUGAAAAAGAAUGAUUGUAAGAAUGCACUUAUUAUUCCUUGCGAAUUGAAGCGAAAUAAUGUAAACUAUGAGCAAGAUUGUUUAGCAAACAAUAUUUCAAUUACAGGUAUAAAAGAAAAAUGUGUGUUUAACGAAAUAGAAUCAUUUCAUUGCACUAAAAACUAUUCUGUUGAUGAAAUGCACGAUGUACGAGAAGGGAUUGCUCAUGACGAUUUAGUUGCGAUUCUCCGGAAAUUAACUUUUGAAAACAGUGAUUGUUAUUCAUUCCUUUUAUGUGAAUUAAAUGAUCGAUUAACAAUGUUUGACUAUGGACCAAUUGAUUGCUCAAAUAAGCCUCCUUUGAUCAGAGAAGAAGAUAUUAAAAAUGAGUCAAAACUAAAAAUGACUGCGUCAGAAUUAACCACAUUUGUAAAAUUAUUUGGUAUUCUCAUCAAAGAUUUAGUUGAUAAAAGUAAUCCUUGUUGGAAUUUAUAUGUUUUACUGCAGGAAAUAUUCGAUUUCACUUUAGCGAAAAAAGUAACGAAAGAACAAAUUUUAGGUUUUGAAUCAGUAAUUCGUCGUCACCAUCUAUUAUACAUUGAACUAACUGGUAAGAAUUUAAAACCAAAACAUCAUUUCUUGUUGCACUUUCCAGAAGUAUGUGAGCAGAGUGGUCCAAUCUCUCAUGUAUCUUCUAUCCGUUCUGAGUCAAAACAUACUCACUUUACAGGAUCGGCUUCGGUAAAUAGAUGUAGAAUGAAUAUACCGUUGUCGCUUGCAAAGAAACAUCAAUUAAUGGUGAAUUUUCUAACAAUCUCUGACAAAUGUUUAAUGCCGACUAUCAUAUUCGGUCCUAUAAGUCCCUUAGAACCGAAUCAUUUUGAUUACUGUAAUUUACCUAAUGUUUUACGAGAUAGAAAUAUAUCAGUCACUAAAUGGGUCGAAUUCAAAAACAUAAAGUAUACUCCAAAAAUGGUUGUAUUAGUAAGAUAUGAAAAUUUGAUGCCUAUUUUUGCGGAAAUAGAUGCCAUUGCUAUUGUAAAUGAUAAUGUAAAUAAUGUAUAUUUAAUUUGUAAUUAUUUAAUAGUUCUUGGAUAUCAUGAACACGUUGUAGGUUAUGAAGUUAUGCGUUCAAAUUCAGUUGUUUGGAUUAAUAUUGAAGAUUUACGUAAUAUUUUUCCCUUAUUUGUACAUACAUCCUUAGACGACGAACUUUAUGUUAUCUUAAAUUAUACUAAAUGUUAA
Molecule: messenger RNA, 1704 nt
Organism: Cotesia glomerata
Lineage: Eukaryota; Metazoa; Arthropoda; Insecta; Hymenoptera; Braconidae
Exons: 1
Coding region: 1-1704 (567 amino acids)
Source: RefSeq, a predicted model, not a curated record